GAUAUAUGAACAUAUAUUAGAUCAUAAGAAGUGUCAAUAAAAACCAACUUGUCAUUAUUUUCGUUUAAGUGAUUUUAUGAAUAUUUAACGAACAGUGUUCAUAAUGGCUUACUCUUGGGAUAAUCGAGUUGACUUCGUUGUGCGAUAUAUGUAUGAUAUCGACAACAAUGGCUUUUUGGAUCAAAAUGAUUUCCAAUGCAUGGCUGUGAGAGCUUGCGUUGUGGAAGGUAAAGGAGAUUGUAGUCCUGCUCGAUUGGAGGAGUACAGAAAAUUAAUGAAGAAUCUAUGGGAUGAAAUUUCAGACAUUGCCGAUGACGACAAGGAUGGUAAGAUUUCCAACCAGGAGUUCAAGGAUGCUGUUAAAAAGACAUGCGUAGGAAAGAAAUAUGAAGAAUUUCCUAAGGCCAUGCGCGCUUUCAUUGAAUCGAACUUCAAACUACUUGAUAUUGACAAUGACGGAACCGUUGGAGUUAAUGAAUAUCGCUACAACUGCAUUAGCAGGGUGGCUAUUGAUGACAUUGCCCCUAUUGACAAAGCUUUUGAGACCCUAUUGAAUGAUGAUGACAAGAAACGUGGUGGACUCUCACUUGAUCGAUACAAAGAGCUGUAUGCCCAAUUUCUGGGUAAUACGGCUGAUAAUCAUCCAGCGGUCAAUCUGUUUGGACCUUUAUAAUAACUUACUUAAUUAUUGUCUUCGCUGUUGUUCAACUACUAUUUUUUUAAGUUUAAUAUGUAAUUACUAUGACUUUAAAUUAACUAGGUUAAAUGCAUUCAUAUCAUUUGUGUAGAAUCGUCAGAUGAACAGUUCGUUAACUUUAAAUGAUUUUAUAAUUAGAAUAGAUAUUUGCUCUCCGAAGUUAACCUCAGCAAAAAAUGUUGAUUUUCUCUCAGAUGAAAGCUCUUACAAAAUGUUUCUCUCUCCUAAUCUUGUAACAUUUAUUCAAAUUGUUAUUAUGUUAUGUUUAUUUAGAAAAGGGUUUUGUGUAAAAGCGAAUAAACUAAGCUAAAAGCAAAAAUACACCUUCAGGCUUAAAAUACUUACAAUAAAAAUAUUGCUAAUGGAAAGCUGCAA
Messenger RNA from Drosophila sulfurigaster albostrigata, 1072 nucleotides. RefSeq names its product sarcoplasmic calcium-binding protein, alpha chain (gene Scp1). NCBI's taxonomy places the organism in Eukaryota, Metazoa, Arthropoda, Insecta, Diptera, Drosophilidae. Gene Ontology annotation, molecular function: calcium ion binding. The record is from RefSeq and is a predicted model, not a curated record.